Molecule: messenger RNA, 2088 nt
Organism: Miscanthus lutarioriparius
Lineage: Eukaryota; Viridiplantae; Streptophyta; Magnoliopsida; Poales; Poaceae
Source: the annotation of a GenBank genome assembly
AUGACGUCGCCGAGGAAGGACGGGGGGUUCCUGACGCAGGACCAGCGGGAGGAGCUGCGGAUCGCGGUGCAGAACGCGGAGACGCAGUCGCUCGCCUCCCCGCGCUCGCCCACGGGGGGGACCACCUCCGCGCUGCUGUUGCAUUACGAGCAGCAGAUGCUGGAGCAGAAGCGCGCCGCCGCCGCCGCAGCGGCCGCCGCGGCUGCUGGCGGGAGGGGCGGAGGGGGUGGGGGUGGGGGAGGGGGAGGUGGGCCCAGGCACGUGCGCCGGUCGCAUUCCGGGAAGACCAUCAAGGUGAAGAAAGAUGGAGCUGGUGGCAAAGGGUCUUGGGGCAAACUAAUUGAUACUGACGCAGAGGCAUGCCUUGACCGAAAUGAUCCAAACUAUGACAGUGGUGAGGAACCAUAUGAGUUAGUUGAAGCCCCUGUUUCAACCCCACUAGAAGACUACAAGAAAGCUGUUGUCCCAUUAAUUGAGGAAUAUUUCAGCAAUGGUGAUGUGAAAUUAGCUGCUUCUGAUCUUAAAGAAUUGGGUUAUGAUGAUUUCCACCGUUACUUUGUCAAGAAGCUUGUUUCCACAGCAAUGGACAGGCAUGACAAGGAGAAAGAGAUGGCAUCAGUGCUUCUAUCAUAUCUUUAUGGCAACGUGGUCAGUUCAACUCAAAUCAGACUGGGUUUUGUGCUGCUAUUAGAGGCUGUUGAUGACCUGGCUGUUGACAUACCUGAUGUGGUUGAUGUGCUUGCGCUUUUCAUUGCACGUGCAGUUGUUGAUGACAUUCUGCCACCUGCUUUCCUCAGCAAGGCAAAAGUGAGUCUCUCAGGAUCUUCAAAGGAAGAGGUGAAGAAGAGGAUUGCUGAUCUUCUAAAGGAAUACAUCAGAAAUGGUGAUACAGCUGAGGCAUGUAGGUGCAUUAGAGAGCUGGCAGUGCCCUUUUUUCAUCAUGAGGUGGUGAAGCGAGCUCUUACUCUUGGAAUGGAGAGUCCAGCUGCUGAAGCUCUUAUUGUCAAACUUCUGAAGGAAGCAUCUGAAGAAUGUUUAAUAAGCUCUAGUCAGAUUAUGAAAGGAUUCUAUCGUGUAGCUGAGAGUCUUGAUGAUCUCAUUCUUGAUAUACCAUCUGCAAAGUCUGAAUUUCAGCUGUUGGUAUCAAAAGCCAUUUCUGAGGGAUGGCUAGAUCCUUCAUAUGUGUUUAAGUCAGGUGUCAACGGAAGCGAUGAAGAUGAACAUGAGAAGCUGGCAAGGUACAAGAGGGAGGCUGUAUCUAUAAUACACGAAUACUUUCUCUCUGAUGAUACAACAGAGGUUAUCCGUAGUGUGAAAGAGCUUGGUUAUCCAGAAUAUAAUCCAAUCUUCAUCAAGAAGCUCAUUACAAUUGCUAUGGACCGCAAGAACAGGGAGAAAGAGAUGGCAUCAGUUCUUCUAUCCUCAUUAAGCAUGGAGCUGUUCUCGUCUGAAGACAUCGCCAAGGGAUUCAUAAUGCUCCUUGAAUCUGCAGAAGACACCGCACUGGAUAUAUUGGAUGCCUCAGAUGAGCUGGGAUUGUUCCUAGCCAGGGCUGUGAUUGAUGAUGUUCUUGCACCUCUAAACUUGGAUGAGAUUAGCAGCAAGCUUCCACCAAACUGCAGCGGGGCUGAAACAUUGAACAUGGCACGCUCCCUUGCGUCAGCCCGUCAUGCUGGUGAGAGGCUUUUGAGGUGCUGGGGUGGUGGAACCGGAUGGGCUGUCGAGGAUGCCAAGGACAAGAUAACAAAGCUCCUGGAGGAGUACGAGAGUGGAGGUGAUUUAGGGGAAGCAUGCAACUGCAUCCGUGAGCUGGGUAUGUCUUUCUUCAACCAUGAAGUUGUCAAGAAGGCGCUCGUGAUGACAAUGGAGAAGAAGAAUGUGAGGACCCUGAGCCUGCUGCAGGAGUGCUUUGGUGAAGGGAUCAUAACCAUCAACCAGAUGACCAAGGGAUUCUCAAGGGUCAGAGAUGGGCUCGACGACCUGGCUCUGGACAUUCCUGAUGCCAGGGAGAAGUUCCUUUCCUAUGUGGAGCACGCGAAGAAGAGUGGAUGGGUCCUGCCCGGGUUCGGUUUUGCAUCUUCAGCUUGA